UUAUCUUCACCCUGAUGAGAGCUCAGACGUGAUAAGGCCGUGGCUCCCCAUCCUGGUCGGAGCUGGGGUGAUAGCUUCCUCCUGCCUUCUUCAUCGACAGAGCCACAGAACUUCCUACCCAGAAUCUUUAGGUAAAUGAGAUCAUGAUUCUGGAAGGAAGUGGUGUAAUGAAUCUCAACCCAGCCAACAACCUCCUUCACCAGCAGCCAACCUGGACGGACAGCUACCCCACGUGCAAUGUUUCCGGUGGUUUUUUUGGAGGCCAGUGGCAUGAAAUCCACCCUCAGUACUGGACCAAAUACCAGGUGUGGGAAUGGCUACAGCACCUCCUGGACACCAACCAGCUGGAUGCCAGCUGCAUCCCUUUCCAGGAGUUCGAUGUCAGCGGAGAGCACCUGUGCAGCAUGAGCCUGCAGGAGUUCACGAGGGCGGCAGGCUCUGCCGGGCAGCUGCUCUACAGCAACCUGCAGCAUCUCAAAUGGAAUGGCCAGUGCAGCAGUGACCUUUUCCAGUCCACACACAAUGUCAUUGUCAAGACUGAACAAACUGAUCCUUCCAUCAUGAACACUUGGAAAGAAGAAAACUAUCUCUACGAUCCCAGCUAUGGUAGCACAGUAGACCUGUUGGACAGUAAAACUUUCUGCCGGGCCCAGAUCUCCAUGACAACCUCCAGUCACCUUCCAGUUGCAGAGUCACCUGACAUGAAAAAAGAGCAAGAGCAUCCUGUGAAGUCCCACACCAAAAAACACAACCCAAGAGGCACUCACUUAUGGGAGUUCAUCCGAGACAUUCUCCUGAGCCCAGACAAGAACCCAGGUCUGAUCAAAUGGGAAGACCGUUCAGAAGGCAUCUUCAGGUUCCUCAAGUCAGAGGCUGUGGCUCAGCUGUGGGGGAAAAAGAAAAACAACAGCAGUAUGACCUAUGAGAAGCUCAGUCGGGCCAUGAGAUACUACUACAAACGAGAAAUCCUGGAGCGUGUGGAUGGGCGACGGCUGGUCUACAAGUUUGGGAAGAAUGCUCGCGGAUGGAGAGAAAAUGAGAACUGAGGCUGCUAACCCUUGGGACACAAACCAGAACACAGCGAAUGGAUUAUGAUCAAUGAAGAACUGGAAGUAAAUAUUUCAAAGACUUCUUUUCUGUGAUAUUUAUGUACCAUGAAGGGACAAAAAAAAAAAGUCUACUUCUGAAGGGAAGAAGGAACACUACAGAUGAUAAAAUAUUAUUUUGUUACUUUGAAGUAUGUCCUAUGUGGGGAACAAAUGUACACAGUUUUCUGUGAACUAUGAAGCUGGACAUGGUAUGA
This is a messenger RNA of Psammomys obesus (fat sand rat), 1303 nucleotides long. It is a transcript of the gene Ehf, whose product is annotated as ETS homologous factor. The record is from RefSeq and is a predicted model, not a curated record. NCBI's taxonomy places the organism in Eukaryota, Metazoa, Chordata, Mammalia, Rodentia, Muridae. The transcript has 9 exons. Bases 144 to 1046 code for a protein of 300 amino acids. Gene Ontology annotation, cellular component: nucleus. Gene Ontology annotation, biological process: regulation of transcription by RNA polymerase II; cell differentiation. Gene Ontology annotation, molecular function: sequence-specific DNA binding; DNA-binding transcription factor activity, RNA polymerase II-specific.